AACAUGGAACGUAUCCAUAACAGAGUUGGGUUCCGAGCAAUUACGAUUGUAAUUCGUCACGUAAUCGUUCGCUGUAACUGAGCGUAUAGAUUAUAGUUUACAAUUGUUAAAAUGUAACUAAAUUAAAAUUGCGAUUAUACGAUUCUCUCGUACGUUUGUUUUGAAUGUAUAACACUAAACUCUAAACAAUCAGAGCCAGACAUCGGAUAACGACAAGAACGAGUGUAUUAUUAAUUCGCACAUGUUGGCAGCACCUUUUAUACUUCAGGAGUUUUCGAAUGUGUUCGACGAUCGAUAAGACGAUUUCCAGAGGAUUAUCUUAUCGUAUUAUCUGAUGUUCAAUUAUAGCAGAUUGACUGUUACUCGGCUUUAUAUUUAUAUGUUUCCUUGUUAGACAGCUAGUAAAAAUUGCCGGCAGAACGUUGAGGGUGCGAUAGUUGACUAAAAAUCUCAUUUUUUAAAUUUUACAGGCGUAGUUUUUGUGGAUCAUUCGUCCACCUUCGUAGUCACGAAUACCCUUUUUUUCACCGUAGGGAUACGUUUCCGUUCGACGUGCAGAGUCCUGCGUGAUUUGCACUCGCGAUCGUUCGCCAUAUGGCCCGAUACGGUGAAUAUAGGUCACGCGAAGACACGUGUAUUUUCUCGCUAGGUAAAAAACAAUUCCUACGGUUGUUAACCGUCAACUUGGCACAAUGGACACAUUGAAAGUUUGUUAUCCACCUGCGUUGUGUAAUAAAAAAAAUAUAUCACACAUCAGUUGAAAUGCAAUAUUUUGAUACAAUAUUAUGGUUAUCAAGCUCUUAUGCAAUGAAUCACUGAUCCUCGAUCGUUCUAAACAUUUUCGAAUAACAUGCAAUAAGUAUCGAACGUAUCUACGACGAUCGCCGAAAGGACUUCUGUCCAGCUAGAAUAAACGAUUCGUUACAUCGCGCGUCGAAUCGAUAAGGAAGAAAGCGAGGCGAUUAUUUCCUUAAAAUACAUCUCGAGUACACGGACAGCGUAUAAUAAUCCUUUCAUCGUAUCCGGCUGGAAGCCGUAAAGAGGCUUUGGCUCUCGAUGCUUUCACGACGAUUUACUCGAGCUUCUUGUGAUUCACGCGAACGACUCGACCCCGGAAUAUUCGAUAAACCGUCACGUUCGGUGGCCUCCGUGCGAGACGGUCGAUUCAGACUUACGUAGCGUUCUCGUUUUUUUCAUUGUAUGAAAAACGAAGACGUUUCGUCUGACUCACCGUAUGUAACUAGAGUCACACAACGGAGUCACCUAAAUCCGUUUUAUUCCCAUUAUUUCAUCCGCAAUCGCACGGCCGCUACAAUCGGUACACGCGUCCGAGCGCAAUAAUACUAGACCACGAAGUCACGAGUCAUGCAUAAUGACUUUCGCCGAAUCAACAGAUAGUGCAACACAUGUUUGCGCUUUCAACAGCUGUUCUUCACGUGACUCUGUCGUGAAAAUAUCCUGAGCGACCGAAUAAUCGACGCUCGUAUAUGUGUCAGAGCUCAGCGUCGUCGGCAAUAAAAAAUUUAAACUCAAACAAAGGAUCGGAUUGAUCUUUAAGAAAAUAAUAAAGCCGUUGACAGUUACAAGGUGCAGCGGAUAAUUUGAAUAUUCUUAUCGGUUGGUUUCUUUGAGAACUGUUAUCUGUACAUGUAGAACAGUCGUAUCUAAAACAAUUUCAAACCAUGCUCUGAAGCGCAAAAUUAACGAAAUAGGGACGUAAACAUACGUAAAUAGAGAGUAUAUUUUAUACACGAAACAUUGUUUAAUUACUUUACCUCGAGCAUCGAUUAACCGGUGGGUCACGAAUUUAUUGCUGCGAUUCACGUUAAUCGACAAUCUGCUGUAUUCUUAACAGUUUUUCGUUAAUUCGAUAUGCGAAAGUAUACGACGAAGUUCGCGGCGCAGAAAGGAAGCGUUCGAAACAUGCGAUUCGAUGUAGUUAUUUAUUAUUAUCGUCCAAACGCUCCAUGGUAACGAAUUCCACUCGAUUCCCGUGGCUUUCGUCGCUACGUUCAUUCCUGCUUCGGUCCCUAUCGUUUUCGUACCGAAAUCUAACACGAUGAUGACGUUCCAAACCGUCACCAAGGAGGACCUGAAGCUCGCCGCUUCUAUCCAGCGUCGAAGGCAAAUAGAAGAGGAAAGGAAGCAGCGAAUAUUCAAUCCGCGAUUCAGGAAAAUCGGAAUAGACAAGGAAUUCUUGGACAAACAGGUCGCGGAAAAGAAGCAGCAGCGCCAGCUAGAACAGGCACGAGAAACCGAGCUCGACGAGAAUUUGAUUCGCGGCAGUAAGCUCGCUUUGCUUCUCGAAAAACAACAGGAAGAGGAGAGACGACGGAUAAACGUUGAGAUUGAAAAUUUCCGACGACACCACCAGCGACCGGAGGAUCGGCGAGAUUACGAUCUGUGCGAUCCGGAUGCCUUGAAGAAAUCGUGUUCAGCACCCUGCGAUGGAGACUCGCAAUCCGGUUUGGCCUGCGGGCAGAAAUCUGCCUACUGAUUUUGACAAUGCAGAUUCGAGGGCGAGGAUACCGACUCGAAGGAACGCUCGAAAGCGCAAAAAGAGGAGAUGAGAUGGUGGAUAGAGAAGCAAAAGAAUGAACGUACGAUGGAGGAGAGAGAUCGGCAGGAAGCCGAGAAAGCGUAC
Molecule: messenger RNA, 2644 nt
Organism: Hylaeus volcanicus
Lineage: Eukaryota; Metazoa; Arthropoda; Insecta; Hymenoptera; Colletidae
Product: RIB43A-like with coiled-coils protein 2
Exons: 4
Coding region: 2060-2497 (145 amino acids)
Source: RefSeq, a predicted model, not a curated record